AUGGAAUCCAAGAUGGUGGGUCAGAAAAACAAGAAGAAAAGCAAAACACUUGGGGCCGUUGCCAGGGCUUUGUUGCCUUCAUCAGUUUUUGCUGCAGUGCCGAUAUCUGGCACCAGUCCGGCAGCAUUGACAGCUCCAUCACCUUCUUCUGGGGCAGCAGCUCAGCCAGGGACAUCAACAACUGCUGCAAGAAACCAGCGUCAGCCUGCGCCACCUUCUGAUGACUUCAGUGAACCAGAGAGCAGCUUGUAUGACUAUCAGCAAAUGCUCGAUGCAGGGUAUCAGACAGUUGGUUUUGGCACCUGGCCAGCACGAGGAAAGCAUGUGCAACAAGAGGCAGAGCGUCCGUCGUCUACGUUUCGUUCUUCUGGAGUUUAUGCAGAACCAGGUGACAUCGAAGGUGUACAGGGCAGAGAAAGUCCUGUGGUGGAGAUGAUUAAUUAUGUUUACGCCACACCCAUGAAGAAAGGUAAACAGAAAUCAAGCACUAAAAAUGAAAUGGAUGACAAAUCGUUGACAGGCACUCAGAAAAAUAUGCACGCCGAGAUGAAAAGAAUUCAUGAUUUGCCAGCAGAAGUCAGUGAAACAAUGACCCGCAGUGAAAGACAAGUGGUCAGUUCCUCGUACAAUAAGUUAGGCUCCAGUCAUUUGCCAGAUAGUGGUCGAGGAUCAACGCGUCCAGACAGCCCCGAAGACAAUGUUAAAUUACCUGAGCGAUCCCCGAACCUUGCCCAUGUUUCUGAGCAGUUGGUGCGGAACUGUCGCCAGCCGGCACCUGCUUUAGAUGUAUCCGCUGGUACAGAGGUCAGGCAUAGUGUCAAGGCCGGUGAAGUUGAUGAAACACCCAGAAUGCAACUUAGCGAUGCAGAGAUUCGUUUCCUCGGGAGAAUACUUGCAGUCAGCCAAGGAGGUCAUGGAUGGGAGCAUUUGCAUAGUUUAAGUGGUCGGUCUUCCAGAAAUGAUAAAUCCAAAAGUGGCCAAAAUCUGGCUGUUGGCGUCGAGGCUGAACAGCUGAAGAUGCAGAAUGCAGAACUGAAAGCUGAGCUGCAGACUUUGCGCAAAGUUGCUGAGGCGGUGCAGAAUGAAGACAUAGAAAGUGCAAGGACCUUGUAUUCCCAGAAGAACUUAAACACACUGAAAGAAGAGAAUGAAAUAUUGAAGUCUGCCGUCCACCGGUUAAACGUUGAACUUAGUGACUACCAAGCCAAAUUCAGACCCAUUGAUGAGGCUCAACUUCAGCAGACUAUAAAAAUCAACGGUCUUCCACCUGACGGCCCUGUACCAUCAUGGCUGAUCAGCAAGAAAUAUCUGGCACCUUUGUUCCUGGCAUAUGAUGACCAUCUGGCCAAGAAGGAUGAAAUCAUUGAACAUUUCAAAAAUGAGUGUGCUUCUAUCAAGACAAGAGUGGAGCAAGUUGUGGCAGAGAAUCAGAUGCUGCGGAGGACCGGAGCACCAGGACUAGGAGGCCAAGGGGACAGCACUGAGUGGAACCAUCUCCAGGAGCAGGCCAAACUGGUACUGGAGGAGAACCAGAUCCUGAUGGAGCAGCUGGAGGUUCAGACCCUGAAAUCCAAGGACAUGUACAAAGCACAGGAGACUGAAAUUUCAAGGAUGGCCAGAAAGCUGGCACUGUCUGAAGGAGAGAAGGCAGAUUUGGAACGGGAGCUGGAGCAGAUGAGAGUUCGUUUCCGAGAGAUAAAACACAAGCAUGACCAGUUGGUGAUGGAAUCAGAUUCUCGUGUUCAAGUGCACACACACAUCAACACAAUCUCUGACAUCAAGAGGUCAGUGACAGAGGAAAAGGAACUCAUUGAAAAGGAGAUUGAUUCAGUCAAGGUCAGGUUAAAGGCAUCAGAAGAGGAAAGGAGGAGAUUGGCCAACGAACUGAUAGAGUUGAAAGCUGAAAAUAAGGGCUGUAAAGCUGAGAUUGCAGCUCUCCAGAAAUCAUUUCAGCGUGCCCAAGAGAAGAUGUCCGUGUUGCACAGAGCUAUUGAACUUUCUGAAAACAAAGAGAUGGUCACCCAGGAACAACUAGCCAAUGUGAUCAAAGUGGCAGAAAAGACAGCCCUAGAAAGGGACACAGUUUAUCAAGUGGCUAGAGAGCAGCAGGAGGAGAGCAAGCAGACGAUGAACAGAAUGAUACAGGGCAGUGCCGCCACAGGAAAACUGCAGCUCAAGCUGAAGUUAUAUCAGAUGAAAGCUUCAGCCAAGUUAAACACAAUCGCUGAGAGGUUGCGAGAGCAAGAUGAGGCUUUCAACAGUCAACGGAAGGAAUAUGAAAGGGAGAUUCAACACCUGAGGUCACUGCUCAAGGAAAAGGAAGAGAUAAUAGAGUCGCUGCACACGGAUAAAAAAGAUGUGGAAAAAGAACUGGACACCAUGUGGCAGGUAGCAACAACGGAGAACAAACGAAUAAAAAACAUUUUACUCUGCGGCACAAGAAAGCUCAAGGACCACGUACACAUCACUGACGCACUCAAGCAAGAAAUGGAACAUGAAGAGAUCCUGCACUUGUCCGAUGACUGCAAACAGUUUUGA
Candidula unifasciata is the source of this 2538-nucleotide messenger RNA. NCBI's taxonomy places the organism in Eukaryota, Metazoa, Mollusca, Gastropoda, Stylommatophora, Geomitridae. The record is from the annotation of a GenBank genome assembly.